GUACAUUACCCGCCUACCACUUUUCAACAAGCGAAGAAGAUGCAGAGCGGAAGUUACGACUGAUGUUGUCAUGGCGUCUCGCAUGUAAAUCACCGAGCUCCAGAUAUUGAAUAAAACCUGUUUUAAGGUGAUUUGAAGGUUAAAUUAAGUUAAUAACUGGCUCUCCGACUCCAAAGACCAAAAGAUGAGCACUCAAUACAGCAUUCUUUUCAAGCAAGAACAUGCGCACGAUGAUGCGAUCUGGACAGCGGCGUGGGGGAAGAGCGAGGCGGAUGGGUCCGAUACGAUUAUCACCGGCUCUCUGGAUGAUAUGGUGAAAGUCUGGAAGUGGUCUGAUGAGAAGCUGGAGCUGCAGUGGUCUCUGGAGGGCCACCAGCUGGGCGUGGUGUCAGUGGACAUCAGUCACAACGGAGCCAUCGCCGCCUCCAGCUCCCUCGAUGCCCACAUCCGUCUCUGGGACCUGGAGUCCGGAAAACAGAUCAAGUCCAUGGACGCUGGACCAGUUGACGCAUGGUCGGUCGCCUUCUCCCCAGACUCUAAAUACAUUGCCACAGGAAGCCACCACGGCAAGGUCAACAUCUUCGGCGUGGAAAGUGGCAAGAAGGAACAUUCUCUGGACACUCGAGGGAAAUUCAUCCUGAGUAUAGCUUACAGUCCUGAUGGAAAACAUCUGGCCAGCGGAGCCAUCGAUGGGAUCAUCAACAUCUUUGACAUCGCCACUGGAAAGCUGCUCCAUACGCUGGAAGGUCACGCCAUGCCCAUCAGAUCCCUCACCUUCUCCCCCGACUCCCAGCUGCUGGUCACCGCCUCCGACGACGGAUACAUCAAGAUAUAUGACGUGCAACAUGCAAACCUGGCCGGCACGCUGAGUGGACACGCCUCCUGGGUUCUCAACGUCGCCUUUUCUCCAGACAACACACACUUUGUCUCCAGCUCGUCUGAUAAGAGUGUGAAGGUCUGGGACGCCGGCUCCAGAGCGUGCAUCAACACUUUCUUCGACCAUCAGGACCAGGUGUGGAGUGUGAAGUACAACAGCACCGGCUCAAAGAUCAUCUCAGCCGGCGACGACCGCUCCAUCCACAUCUACGACUGUCCCAUGUGAGGGGCGUCCUGUACAGGAGGGUGGCUGCAGAGAGGUUUAUUCACAUCCUGGAGGGAGGAGGGGGGAGGCUGUAAAUGUGUUAGGGUUUUGCACUGGCCCACUGCGGCCAAUAAAAGGGUUUCUUUUGUA
Molecule: messenger RNA, 1231 nt
Organism: Eleginops maclovinus (Patagonian blennie)
Lineage: Eukaryota; Metazoa; Chordata; Actinopteri; Perciformes; Eleginopidae
Gene: skic8
Product: SKI8 subunit of superkiller complex
Exons: 11
Coding region: 185-1102 (305 amino acids)
Cellular component (GO): Cdc73/Paf1 complex
Molecular function (GO): protein binding
Source: RefSeq, a predicted model, not a curated record